Molecule: messenger RNA, 1662 nt
Organism: Candida albicans SC5314
Lineage: Eukaryota; Fungi; Ascomycota; Pichiomycetes; Serinales; Debaryomycetaceae
Gene: SNG4
Product: Sng4p
Exons: 1
Coding region: 1-1662 (553 amino acids)
Cellular component (GO): membrane
Source: RefSeq, a predicted model, not a curated record
AUGACAGAAGCUACGGGGAAUUCGGAAACAACAACAACAACUCCAAGAGACAGGAUUACAAAUUCUGACUCGGUGGAUCCAUUAUCCUCAGAAAGUGCUCAAUUUUACGAUGCUCAUGAUGCAUUGGAAGCUGAUGGAGUAUAUGCCACGGCUGUGCAAAAAGUCCAAUCGCAAAGAUUAGAAACAGAACAUCGACAAGAUAAUGUACCGGGAACAUCAACAACAACAACAGUUCCUCAAGGUGAUGUCAAAGGUGAAAAGCAUGAAGAUCAACAUGAUACACAAUCAUUAACCAUCAAGGAAAGGGAUCAUGAAUAUUUCAAAAUGAUUCCACAAUUCUUUUUUGUUUAUCUUCAAGUCUUCUGUAUAUUUUUAGGAUUUUUAUCAAUGUAUUGGGGGUCAAUAUAUCAUCGUGACCAACGUUACAGGAAUGUUGGUUAUUUAGUGGUCAAUGAAGAUUCACAAUUUCAAGUGCCCAAUGGGUCAGGCUCGGCAUCGUCAUCAACAGUAGAACCCUAUUUGGGUAAUGCUAUGCUCAAUAUGUUAACUAAUAACAAAACAAUUGAGAAUCUUGGAGAUUUUCAAAUUGUGAAUUUGACAGAUUUCACCCAAUUAGCAAAAAAACACAAUAAUACCAUAUUAGAAGAAGUUCAACGACAAGUACAUCAUCAAAAAUAUUGGGGUGCCAUAUAUAUUGCCCCAAAUAGUACCCAAAACAUAUAUCAAGGGUUUUCAACAGGUAAUGCAUCGUAUAUGCAGAAUGUGAAUCAAUCAAUAACUGUUGUUUAUGAAACAGGACGUCAUUUUUCAGCAUUAAGUCAAUAUCUUAAUCGGAAUUUGAAUCUUGUUAGUGAAGCAUGGAUUCGUGAUUAUGCAUCAUCCCAAGUAUAUCAACCAAUUUUAGGUCAAUUGAAUUCUACUCAACGAGAAUAUUUAUUGAGUAAUAAUCAAACAAUCGCUAUUUUCACAACGUUACCUACAUUUAAUUUUAUUGACCAAAGACCAUCACCUAGUCCUGCAGUUUUAGGACCUUCUGAAAUUCAAUUGAUUUAUUGUUUGAUUAUAUCAUUUUACAGUUAUAAUUUUUCUAAAGAUAUUUAUGCCUAUAUGAGAAAGAAAAUUAAAUAUCGAUCUUAUUUAUUUUAUAAAUUCUUGAUAUCUCAAUUGCAUGCAUUUGUGUUGGCAUUAGUUUAUUCCUUAAUGGCUAUUGCGUUCCAAAUCCCUACUAGUGUUGCCUUUGGGAAAUCAGGGUUUUUAGUGCUUUGGAUGUUUAUUUUCUUAUAUAUUAGUGCCACGGGGGUUAUUAAUGAAGUAGUGGUGCUGAUCAUAUUAACUUUUGGGAAACAACAAUUGAUUGCUCCUUGGAUGGUGUUUAAUAUUGUUGCCAACGUGUCGACAACGUUUGCUCCAUUUGUUUUAACUCCAGGGUUCUUCCGAUUCGGGUAUGCCUUGCCAAUGUAUAAUGCUUAUGAAGCUGUGAAAGUUGUAUUUUUUGAUACUUGGAAAGGUCAUUUAGGAAGAAACCUUGGAGUUUUGAUAAUUUGGAUUGUUGUGGGAAAUGUGUCAUUAUUAUUUGUCAGUCAUUGGUCUACCCAAAGAGCUAAAAAGAUAGCAUUAGCAGAAAAGCAAAAGAAGAAGGAACAACAACAAGUAGACAAAUAG